Trypanosoma conorhini is the source of this 825-nucleotide messenger RNA. RefSeq names its product kinetoplast DNA-associated protein. The annotation marks the transcript as partial. NCBI's taxonomy places the organism in Eukaryota, Euglenozoa, Kinetoplastea, Trypanosomatida, Trypanosomatidae. The transcript has a single exon. The record is from RefSeq and is a predicted model, not a curated record.
GAGGAGGCUGAGCGCAAGCGUGUCGCAGAGGAAGAAGCCGAGCGCAAGCGGGCCGCAGAGGAAGAAGCCGAGCGCAAGCGGGCCGCAGAGGAAGAGGCUGAGCGCAAGCGGGCCGCAGAGGAAGAAGCCGAGCGCAAGCGGGCCGCAGAGGAGGAGGCUGAGCGCAAGCGUGUCGCAGAGGAAGAGGCUGAGCGCAAGCGGGCCGCAGAGGAAGAGGCUGAGCGCAAACGAGUUGAAGAGGAGACCGCGCGGGAGAAGGCCAAGGUUGAAGUAGCGGACGCCAAGCUCAGUGGGAAAAAACGGCAGAAGUUGGCGAAGAAGAAGAUAGAACGCUGUCGCAAGCAAGCCGCGACGCGGCGACUGAAUUCCGCAGCGGCGGAGACUGUUGCUGCAGCAGCAGCCGCGCAAGGCGUUGUGGAUGUCCCGCUCGUGAGCGUUCACGCUUGUGGAGCCGCGGCGGCGAACGACGCUUCUGCGGCCGCCCCCUCCCAGGAGACGCUCCUGGCGGAUGCCCUGACGUUUCCGAACGGUAGCGUGACCGUCGAACGCUUUGACGACGAUGAGCUGGUGGCGCGGCGGCGCAGCGCCGACGACGCGUGGGACAUUGGCCUCCGCUUUGACUGGACCCUCAAAACAUUGGCGAUCGGCUCUAUGCCGGUGUUCGGCUGCACCGACCCCCGCCGGCUGCAUCCCUUCGUGCAGCGGUACCAGUCGCGGCCGGUGUGGUUCCUCGAGGAGGUGAACGGCGUCAAGGCAAACAACAUCCGCGAGGUGAUGGAGGCCCUCAAGAAGAGCCUCACAGCCCGGUUUGUUUUCCGAAAGUAA